AUGUCUUCAUUCUUCAAUUCAAAUUAUUUUCAAGCUAUCCUUAAUUUAAUUGGAAAUCGAAAUUCAACAAUUAGUACUCUUUGGGGUAUGUUCUGGCAAGCAUUUUAUGCACUUGCUGGUUGUGUAGUUGGAGCGGUAAUUUUCGGAAAUAUUGGUGCUCUUAUUGGUACUGUUAUUGGGGCUUGGUUAGGUUUUCGAGCUGUUAAUCCUUAUCAUUCAUUAAUAAGUCAAUUGAAUCAAUUAAAUGAUCAUCAAAAACAAAAUUUAACUGAUGAAGUUCGUCGUACCGUUGGUUCAUCAACAGUUGACAAUUUACUUCGAUAUGGUAUGAAUAGCAAUGGUCGACAAUUGAUCUUUGAUAUAAUUCAACGUUAUUUAAAUAAUCAGCAACCACAACAACGAAAUACUAAUCCUGCUGCUUUAUUUUAUGGUCAAGCAAGUUUUCCUGAUGAAAAAGAAUGUCAAAAAUUACUUGAUAUACUUCAUGUAAACUUAUCAUCUGCACAAAUGUAUGAAUUAACACAUCCACCAUUUAAAGGUUCAAUUCUUCCAUCAUUACCAUCAACAGAUCCAUUACUUUAUCGAUUUCAUGAAAUUCUUCUUCAAUAUGGUGUACCAAUGAAAGAAGUUAUACAUGAAAAAUUUGGUGAUGGAAUUAUGUCAGCUGUAGAUUUUACAGUUAAAGUUGACAAAGAUGAAACAAUUAAAGAAGCACCAAGAGUAAAUAUUAAUAUGUCCGGCAAAUUUUUACCAUAUAAAAGAUGGUGA
Messenger RNA from Rotaria sordida, 768 nucleotides. Lineage: Eukaryota; Metazoa; Rotifera; Eurotatoria; Philodinida; Philodinidae. The record is from the annotation of a GenBank genome assembly.